GAUCUAUCUUUCGCCACCCAUCGUGGCAAUGGGGUCCAAAAAGACAAGCCUUGCCGUCCUUAUUGCUGUUCUUGCCGUCUUUUCUUCCACCAAUUUCAUGGUCCCGGUCUUGCUCUCUUCCCUUAGGGAUCUUUCCCUUGAUGCAGAGCUCUUUACCUGUCUGUCGAGUGGUCUUUCGCCCCUUUUCGGGUGGCACCUCGGUCGCCAUCACCACCGGCACCGCCACAAGCACCCUCAUGAUAGCCAGAGGACGGUCUCCAUCUGCGACAAUUUCCCACCCGACAUACCCCCUCCGGAGACUAACACGACGGUGACCCUCUGCGUGGACCGGAACGGGUGCUGCAACUUCACCACGGUUCAAGCGGCUGUGGAUGCGGCCGGCAACUUCAGUCAGAAAAGGACCGUGAUCUGGAUCAACAGCGGCAUUUACUACGAGAAGGUGACCAUCCUGAGGACGAGGCCGAACAUUACGUUUCAAGGACAAGGAUACUUAUCAACUGCAAUCGCCUGGAACGGCACGGCUAGUUCUUCUGGCGGAACGUUCUAUAGCGGCUCUGUGCAAGUCUUCUCGAACAAUUUCAUGGCGAGGAACAUUAGCUUCAUGAAUAUUGCUCCAAUCCCGAACCCUGGAGAUGUCGGCGCGCAAGCGGUGGCAAUUAGAAUCUCGGGCGACCAAGCCUCCUUUUGGGGUUGCGGGUUCUUCGGAGCCCAAGACACGCUCCACGACGAUAGGGGCCGCCAUUACUUCCGGGAUUGCUAUAUCCAAGGUUCUAUCGACUUCAUCUUUGGCGACGCCAGGUCUCUGUACGAGAACUGCCAACUGAUUUCCAUUGCGGCUCCAGUGCCUCCGGGGCAGAAGGUGAUCAACGGGGCGGUCACGGCGCACGGCCGAGCCUCCAAGGAUGAGAACACGGGCUUUGCAUUCAUGAACGCCAGCAUUGGGGGCACGGGGAGAAUAUGGCUUGGCCGGGCAUGGAGGCCGUUCUCUCGGGUUGUCUUUGCGUUCACGACCAUGACCGACAUCAUCGCGCCCGAGGGCUGGAACGACUUCAAUGAUGCCACUCGAGACCAGACGAUAUUCUAUGGAGAAUAUAAUUGCUCAGGAGCAGGAGCUAACAUGAGCUUGAGAGCACCAUAUGUUCAGAGACUAAACGAUACUCAAGCUUUACCUUUUCUCAACAUCUCCUUCAUCGACGGGGAUCAAUGGCUGUGAUGACCUCUCAUUACAAUAUUGAUGCUAUUUUUCAACUUCCAACCGAAGAUUUAUUUCGCAGGUCAAGAAAAAUAAUCAAUAAUUCCCACAAAAAAGUGUUCAAAUACAUUGAUUCAUGUACAUUCUAUUGACUGGUGAAGUUCUCUUCUUCAAGAUUGCUUGUGCAGACAACUUGUUAACUUUAAUGUAAUUUGUCUCGUCACAUGCU
Eucalyptus grandis is the source of this 1421-nucleotide messenger RNA. Its product is annotated as probable pectinesterase 8. The transcript is spliced from 5 exons. The record is from RefSeq and is a predicted model, not a curated record. NCBI's taxonomy places the organism in Eukaryota, Viridiplantae, Streptophyta, Magnoliopsida, Myrtales, Myrtaceae. Bases 29 to 1213 code for a protein of 394 amino acids. Gene Ontology annotation, biological process: cell wall modification. Gene Ontology annotation, molecular function: pectinesterase activity.